CGGCGGGUUGUGCCGGGCCCCGUCCUCCGCAGCUCCAGUCCUGGGGUGCCGCGGGCUCUGGCUGCCUCGGGGCGGCGGCCGCGGCCGCGGCGUCCGAGCCGACCGCGCGGGAUGGCGAGAUAGCGGCGCGGAGCGGCCGGACUGACUGCAUGGCCUGGAAGAUGGAUAGUUGCUUAUGUUGGAGACAGUCAUCCUGGAUGGUAGGCCGGGGGAAAAUGAGGCUGCCUGCAAAUUUCCGGUGGCUCUUAGCAACAUUUGUUCUUCUGUAUCUACUGAAUCAAGUAAACAGCCAGAAAAAGGGGACACCACGUGAUUUGAAGUGCACAACUAACAAUUUACAAGUAUGGGACUGCUUUUGGAAAGCACCCCUAGGAACAGGUCGUGGUACCAUUUAUAAAGUUUGCAUUGAGGACAGGCCCCAUUCUUGUCAACAGUUAGAGAAAACAAAUAUUAAAAUCCCAGCUCUUUUACCUGGUGAUCACAAAAUAACAAUAAAUGCUCUACAUGAUUUUGAAAGUUCUAUAAGUACAUUCAUACUAAAUGAAAAAAAUGUUUCCCUAAUUCCAGACACGCCAGAGAUCUUGAAUUUGUCUGCUGAUUUCUCAACCUCUACAUUACACCUAAAGUGGAAUGACAAGGGUUCUGUUUUUCCUCAUCACUCAAAUGUUAUCUGGGAAAUCAAAGUUCUACGUAAAGAUAGUAUGGAGCUCAUAGAAUUAGUGACUCACAACACCACUCUGAAUGGCAGAGAUACAGUCCAUCACUGGAGUUGGACCUCAGAUAUGCCCUUGGAAUGCGCCAUUCAUCAUGUGAGAAUUAGGUGCUACAUUGACUCUCUUCAAUUCUCUGGUCUCAAAGAGUGGAGUAAAUGGAGCCCAGUGAAGAACAUUUCUUGGACUCCUGAUUCUCAGACCAAAGUUUUUCCUCAAGACAAUGUGGUACUUGUAGGCUCAGAUAUAACAUUUUGUUGUGUAAGUCAAGAAAAAGUGUUAUUGGCACAGAUCGGCAGUAAAAAUUGUCCCCUUAUCCAUCUUGAUGGAGAAAAUGUUGCCAUCAAGAUCCAUAAUAUUUCUGUUUCUGACAAUAGUGGAACAAAUGUGAUUUUUUCAACAGAAAAUUCCAUGGAUGGAACAGUUAUUUUUGCAGGAUAUCCACCUGAUGUUCCUCAAAAACUAAAUUGUGAAACACCUGAUUUAGAAAAAAUUAUAUGUAGCUGGGACCCAGGAAGACCAACAGCGUUGGUGGGCCCACGAAGUACAAACUACACUUUAUUUGAAAGUUUUUCAGGAAAAUACGUUACAUUUAAAAAUGCUGAAAUACCUACAAAUGAAAGCUAUCGGGUUUUCUUUGAAAUGAUUCCCAAUCAAGAAAUAUAUAAUUUUAGUCUGAAUGCUCACAAUCCUCUUGGGCGAUCAGAAUCAACAAUACUAGUCAAUGUCACUGAAAGAGUUUCUCCACAUUCUCCUACUUCAUUCAGAGUGAAGGAUAUUAAUUCAAAAGCUGUUACACUUUCUUGGCGUUUAUCAGGCAACUUUGCAAAGAUUAAUCUUUUAUGUCAAAUUAAAAUUAAUAAAGCUAAUUCAGCACAAGAGUUGCGGAAUGUGACAAUCAAAGGACUAGAAAAUUCAAGUUACCGUGUUGCUGUGGACAGAUUAAAUCCAUAUACUAUAUAUACUUUCCGGAUUCGUUGUUCUUCUGAAACCUACUGGAAAUGGAGCAAAUGGAGCAGUGAAAAACAACAUUUAACCACAGAAGCCAUUCCUUCAAAAGGACCAGAUACAUGGAGAGAGUGGAGUUCUGAUGGAAAAAACUUGAUAAUCUACUGGAAGCCUUUACCUAUUAAUGAAGCUAAUGGAAAAAUCCUUUCCUAUAAUGUGUCAUGUUCAUCAGAUGAGGAAACACAGUCCCUUUCUGAGAUCCCUGAUCCUCAACACAAAGCGGAAAUACGGCUGGAUAAAAAUGACUACAUCAUCAGUGUGGUAGCAAAGAACUCGGUUGGCUCAUCACCACCGUCUAAAAUAGCCAGCAUGGAAAUCCCAAACGAUGAUCUCAGAGUAGAGCAAGUUGUUGGAAUGGGAAAGAGGAUUCUCCUUACCUGGCAUCCUGACCCCAACAUGACUUGCGACUAUGUUAUUAAAUGGUGUAAUUCAUCUCGGUCUGAGCCAUGUCUUAUGGAUUGGAAAAAAGUUCCUUCAAACAGCACUGAGGCCAUAAUAGAAUCUGAUCAAUUUCAGCCAGGUGUCAGAUACAAUUUUUUCCUGUAUGGGUGCAGAAAUCAAGGAUAUCAAUUAUUACGUUCCAUAAUUGGAUAUAUUGAAGAAUUGGCUCCAAUUGUUGCACCAAAUUUUACUGUUGAAGAUACAUCUGCAGAUUCCAUAUUAGUAAAAUGGGAAGCUAUUCCUGUGGAAGAGCUUAGAGGCUUUUUAAGAGGAUAUUUAUUUUACUUUGAAAAAGGAGAGAGAGAUACAUCUAAAGUAAGGGGUUUGGAAUCAGGUCGUUCUGACAUCAAGGUGAAGAAUAUUACUGACAUAUCCCAGAAGACACUGAGAAUUGCUGAUCUUCAGGGUAAAACGAGUUACCAUCUGGUUCUUCGAGCCUACACAGAUGGUGGCCUGGGCCCAGAGAAGAGCAUGUUUGUGGUGACGAAGGAGAACUCUGUGGGAUUAAUUAUUGCCAUUCUCAUCCCAGUGGCAGUGGCUGUCAUUAUUGGAGUGGUAACAAGCAUCCUUUGCUAUCGGAAAAGAGAAUGGAUUAAGGAGACCUUCUACCCUGAUAUUCCAAAUCCAGAAAAUUGUAAAGCAUUACAGUUUCAAAAGAGUGUCUGCGAGGGAAGCAGUGCUCUUAAAACAUUGGAAAUGAAUCCUUGUACCCCAAAUAAUGUUGAGGUUCUGGAAACUCGGUCAACACUUCCUAAAAUAGAAGAUACAGAAAUAAUUUCCCCAGUAGCUGAGCGUCCCAUAGAUAGCUCUGAUGUAGAACCUGAAAAUCAUGUGAUUGUAUCCUAUUGCCCACCGAUCAUCGAGGAAGAAAUUCCAAACCCAGCUAUGGAUGAAGCAGGAGGUACUUCACAGGUCAUCUACAUUGACGUUCAGUCCAUGUAUCAGCCUCAGGCCAAACCAGAGGAAGACCAAGAAACCGACCCCAUAGUUGGGGCAGGCUAUAAGCCACAAAUGCGCCUUCCCAUCAAGUCUACUGUAGAAGAGACAGCUGCAGAGGAUGACAUAGAUAAAACUGCGGGUUACCGACCUCAGGCAAAUGUUAAUACUUGGAAAUUGGUCUCUCCAGACUCACCUAGAUCCACAGACAGUAACAGUGAAAUUGUCUCUUUUGGAAGUCCAUGCUCCAUCAAUUCCCGACAGUUUUUGAUUCCCCCUAGAGAUGAAGACUCCCCUAAGUCAAGUGGAGGGGGGUGGUCCUUUUCAAACUUUUUUCAGAACAAACCGAAUGAUUAACAUGUCACCUUGUCACUUCAGUCUGCCAUCUCAAUAAGCUGUUACUGCUGGUGUUGCUGCAGCAGCACUGGUGUCCCUGGAGGAACACUGUGAAGUAUUGCUACCCAGGUGAACUUCACUGUGCAAGUUAUACCAGAAGUGUUUGUGUCUUUUAAUGUAGUCCAAAGGCCAGGGACAGUGGCUCAGAAUUCUCCCCUCCUCCUAAAACUAAGAUUUGGAGCUGUUGUAACCAACCCAAAGAAUUCUUCAGGAAGCACUUCCAGGCCAAUACUGUUCAGUACAUACAUGCAAAACAAAUCCUGCAUCAACUGUUUUCCGUUGUUAAUGGUUUUCUCUAUGUAUACUUUGAGAAUUGCAAGGGGAUUUGCAGGCAAGAGAGAAAGACAUCCAAGUCACGUAAUGUUUAUUUGCCUGACAUUAACUCCAUUCUAGAGGAAAACCAAGCACAGAUUUUAAAACUUUUAAGAUUAUUCUCUUCUCUCUGCAACAUUUAUAAAGUUAAUAUAAUUUUUAAUGUAUCAGCCAUUUAGUGUUGUGCUUGAUGAAGUGUGCUGAUUUCUGUGCCUACUGUAUAAUGGUUAUAAACAGUUGUCUCAGGGGUGCAAAUGUGGAAAAUGAGUGUGACGCUGACCAGCCCCAGUCGGAAUAGCAUCGUCUUGCUUUGUAGGUUUUUCAAACUUUUCCAUUAUUUUUUAGCAUUUAUGCUGGCUUAUUUUAUUACAGAUGAAUGCCCUAAUAUUUGAAACUUAAACUUCUAGAACCACAGAUCCGAAGUUUUUAUUUAAACCAUUUUAUUUUGUGAUAUAGUGUCAGCUUUAUAUGAGCAAAUUCAUUACUAACCAUAAAUAUAUAAUUGCUCAUGAUUUAUUAUGUGAGAUGACUACUAAGCAAUAUCUAGCAAAUUUGCUGUCUUGUGUAGCUCUGAUUGGCUUGUAUUUCCCAAGAAUGAGAAGACUAUGUCCUUGAUCCUGGUCCCCACACAGCUCUGAUCUUCAAAGCUUCUCAACAGAUUUUCCUCUCUCAUCAGCCAUAACUUCUCUCAAGUGAUUUUUGGUUCAGACUGUCAGAUCAAGCCCUCAGAUUUUUAAGCAUAAAACUAAAUUGAAGAUGCUUCUUCCAGGAACAGUGACUCAAGGGUUGUUUUCUAUUAAAAGUCAUCGGUGGACUUGAAUCAGUGGCCAGCUUUGUAUCACAGGUGUGGCAGCUGCUGGUGAACUGUGUGGCAUUAGUGUUUUCAGCAUGGCAACCUUUGCCCCCCACCCCGGCUCUUCAGCAGCAAUCUCUAUAGAGUGAAUACAGUUCUCGGAAAAGCAGAGUGAAAAACUACAAAGUAUGUUAUGUAUUUUCCCAUUAUUGGCUUGUCUGUGUAUUUCAUCUUUUGAUGGUUAAGAAUAGUACUUGAAAAUUUGAAACAUCUGAGUAAGUUAGAGUUCUUUUGUAUCAUCUGAGGUUCUAUGGUGCAUUUGCAAACAAUGGAUCUAUUAAUAAUCUUUUGAUCAUUAUAUGUUUUUAGAGACCAUGUUAUGGGAAAAAGAAAGAGCAACAAGAAAAAAAAUCUAUUUAGGUACCCAACAUAUGAAUCCUGAUUUUAACUGAUAAAACUUAGCUAAAUUUCUGAGCAUCAUGAUACAAGUAGAAUGAAAUAUAAUUAUAUACAUACAUAGUAUAUUGAAUCUAUAUAAUAGCUCAUAGAAAUUUUCAGUAAUAAAAAUAUAUCAAGUCAGAGCCAUCCCUAAACAAAGUUUUAUCUUCCUGUUUGAUCUUCUUUGGCUCCUUCCUUUAGCUCUCCUCUGAGACCCUCACACCUGGACCUGCCUCUCUGCCAGAGCAUGGGGUUUCUCUGCUUGUCCUCACCUUAUUCCUCAUUUCUCACUGAAGCUUAUUGACCCCAUAGUUCCUCUCUUCAGACCAAGAUUAAGAGUUGGCUAGAGUAAAAGUCUUUUAGGCUAAACGAUGCUCACCUGAGAGCACAGGAAAAUAUUAUUAAAUUGGUCUCUGUCAUCAAAAUAUAUGCAUUGCAACUGUGCCCUUUCUGACCUAUGUCAUGACUCACUUGUUUGCCUGAAGGUGACAAUCACUGGGGGCUAUUGAGCUAGGGCUGCACUGUAGGGAGAAAGUUCAGAGUGCAACUUACCUGUCCCUACCUCUGGAGGUCUGUGCCCAAGGAUCUUUAGGUGAGUAAGAAGCAGAGUGAAGCUUGCUUAGUCUGGGCAAGUGUCGUAAUUUCCUGUAUGCUUAGGAGACUGUGGCUUAGAUCUGAGGCCAAGGCAGCUUCCCUGUCUUUUCUCAGUGAAUCGGAUCACAAGAACUCUGUUGAUGCUUAUUAUCUUUUCAACCCACCCCAUCCUUGCAUUUAGGGGGACCUUCAGCACAGGGAGGACUCCAUUUGUCACAUAUCCAGUUGCUGAGAUCCCAGAAGUGUUCACUGUUAAUAUCAGUGCAAUACCCUGCCCAUGGGUGCAAGGUAUUGUAAUAGUGGCCAUGCUCGUCCAGUCUGAUCAGCCACUUGUCUCUUGGAGAGCAUUAAGGACUAAGCCAGUCUGAUCAGCCACUUGUCUCUUGGAGAGCAUUAAGGACUAGCUUGAGGGUAGGCUAUAUGUAUUCCCUCCAGUCCUUCCUGAGUGGAGAAAAAGUUGAGAAAUCGCUCUUCCAUAACAAAAGUUCAGUCAUUAGAAAUUUCUAAAUACCUGCACUAAGCAUAUUCCAUUUUUUUCCUGUUGAGUAGAACUGCAGAUAAGGCCACUGUGUCUUGCUCUUCCAUGGUGGUCCACACUCAUGCUAUAGGGUAUACUCCUUUCCUACAUUUACUUGGUCCAGACUUGCUCUGCAUAGCCUGGUUUUUUUCCUGGCUUUAAUAAAACUUUGCUAUGGUUUAACAACAACAAUAACAACAACAACAACAACAAAACCUGUAGAUUGCUACCUCUUUUAUAAACCAAUUUCAAAUCAGGUUUUCCUUGUGACUAGUGGAGAUUCUGGGCAUCGUAAUUUCUGUGCAUUUCUUUUGUGAGUGGCCAUUUUAGAAUGUAAAAAGUUCCUUUAGAAAGAUUUAACAAGGCUUUGUACGUUAGACCUGGUGAAUUAUGUAUGGCAUGGUUUAGCACACAAUCUAAUCCAUCAGUUGGUUGAACUGGCAGGGCUCUGGAUUUGAGACUGUGGCCCUGAGUGACUGAGAGUUGACUCUGUGUGUGUGUGUGUGUGUGUGUGUGUGUGUGUGUGUGUGUGUGUACUGUGUGAUAGAGAUGAUUUGUUCCUGCAGCUGAAAACAGAAGCAGCCAUUCCCUGAGUAGUUUAAGGGAGGAAGUGUCACCGUCAUUUCCACACCAGCAUUACAUUCACAGCUCACGGAUCUGAGGGACUGCAUUUUACUCUUAAACACAGAAACUAAGGUAAAAAAGUCAGUCACGUUCUCAAAACUUGAUGCAGAUUGUAUUCUUGUUGGAAAUCAGUCCUGUGAUUCUUUGGUUGUCUGGUUGUCUUCAUGCUGCUUGUAUUUAAAGAAUGUUGUAGCCCUUUCUGUAUUUGGAUAAUUUAAGUGUAGCGUAGUGGAAGAGACUAGACAAUUUUUCUUCCAGAGGGUUUUGAAAUCAAUUUAAUGGUAUUUUGAAAUUAAAUGUACUUCUUCAACAUGUCAAUAUUCGAAAAAAGUGUUAUCUCAGUUUUUUGCUCAGGCACAUAAUCUCAUAAAACUUUUGUUUGCACUAAGGUAAUUUUUGCUGCCUUUCUGUUUUGAGCGAUGUUAAAAUUUGAAUACCUUUUCUAAAGUGCCUUUUUGCUUAUUUGAAUAUUAAGUUGAACAUCUUGGGUGUAAAAUGUGGUUAGAAUCAUUAGCUACCAAGACUAAGUGCACUGUGAAAUUUCAGUGACUAAUUCAUUGACCGAGUCCGAUCACAGAGUUAUGAAUUUAGCAGCAGGUUUAGAAGCACAGUAUAGAUCACAGGCUAGUUUUUGUAGGUCUGAAACUGUUGCCCCAAAGAAAUGGUUCCAUUUUCCCCAAAACUUGGGGAAAAAACUGAUGCAUACAUGUGACUAGAUACCUUAUUUCUUCCUAAUUUUAAACUAUGUGCACAUAGUGUGUUUUCACCUGACUGUUACACAAUUUGGUACCAACCCAACAUGUUUUCUGGCAAAUAAUACUGUCUGUAUGUGUGAGGUUAACAGAAUAAUAUAAGAAUUUAUUCUCUUGGUAGAUCGUGUCUUCAAAACAUUUCUUAGAAACUUGUUUUGGCUAAAUCAGUGUUUUAUGAUGUCAUACUCAUUUCUUGACUCCAGAAGAAAAACUUUUUCCUGAUCAGAAAAUGCUUGUACCCAAACUAAAAAAAAAAAAACUCAUUUUCUAAACAUAAUCUUAGAGUAUCAUUGGAAGUCACUUGGUUUGAAUUGGGUUUUAUUUAUAUCUCCAUGGAUUUAUGUUCUAGGACUAGUAACAUUUAAACCUCUUAUUUCACUAAGGUGGUUAGAUUUUUACUCCUUUUCAAAUACUACUUUUGUCUUAUUCACAUGAUCAUGUUCAUGUUAGAAUAUAGACAUACUAUUUCUAAUACCAGUGUAGAUACAGGAUUGAGAACAACACUCAGUUAGUUCGCUGUCAGGUUUUGUUGUGUGUGUUAGGAGUUUCAGGAGAUGUGAUUUGGUAUAGAACACAUCUAUAUGCUUGUAAUUAUGGUAUUGGAUUAUGAUAGAAUUCUAUUUAAUGGUUAGUAGUGCUUGUUUUUCCCUGUAUCAUGAAUGUUAGUAUUUUGAAUUAUAAGGUGUCCAAAUUCUAAGCAGAAUUUACCUAAGGAAAAUGGAUGCAUUUUUAUAAAAAUUAAAGUAGUAUUUAAGGAGGGAAAAUGAAUGUUUUCAGGUGUAAGUGCCUAGCUAGAGAAUCAUAGAAAUAAUAAAUUAGAAAGCAUUUGUAUAAGUAAACCAAAGCUGAUUGAACUGAUUGAAUGUUAAACAAAUACAAAGCAGAAAUAACUUAUAUUACUUUUUGGCUUCUGAAUACCUUAAAAACUAAAAGAUGUGAAUGAGGAAAAAAAUGUCUAACUGAUAAGGAAAUUGAUGUCUAUUAUGUUUAAAUUUUCUAAUUUUGCUUCUGUAGUAGCCAGGCAGAACUUUAAAAAAAAAUACCAAUAUAGAUUUUAUGCAGUGCUUAACCCUAACAUACAUUAUAUGUCUGAUUAAAUAGAUCACUUAAAUUGAUUGAAUUUCCUUAUUAAUUUAAAAUGGGCUUCACUUUAGAAUUAUUCCAUUGUAAAUGGGAGCUUUCAGUUUCUGAGCUUAUUUUUUCUAAGCAUUCCAGUGGUAUGUUAUCAAAGAUCAAAAAAUUUCUGGGUGGUAAUGAACUUGCAUUAAAUCAUGGUAAUUGUUAGGGUGACAUUAGUAUUUUUACAGUUGAUCAUAGGAAAGGAGAGUGAAUAAUGAUUUCCUUGGAAUUAUUUUCCAGUGUUCUUCCCUAGUUUGAUCCAGAACUUUCCUCUGUUUUUUUAAUAUACAUAAGUUGCUGAAACCUUCUAUUUAAUUUUCCCUUCCAACAUAAUACAUUGGGAAAAUGUAACUAGCAGCGUAAAGAGUUGAGAACACACAAGAAGAAGCCUGUUCAGUUUGCUGUUGAAGAGAGAUAGGUGUAUGUGAUGCCUUGGAACUUGUUUUGCCCUGUUGUUUUCUUUAAAAGAGCAUGGCAUUUCUUAAAUUCAUUUUAGUUUAUAUUUGCUUGUAGAGGAUUAUCCUGGAUAUAAAGAAAGAUGCCCUAAAUUUGACACAGUAGUACAUUAAAGAUGUGUUCAAAAAUUUUUUAAAAAUCACAUAAAAACAUUCAGCAUAACUAGUAAGAAUAGUUUACCAUUUCUUUAAUUACCUGGUCAUAAGUCAUCAUCCUUGUAACACUAGGAAAUUAUUAUUUUUUACUUUAAAAUUGCAUUAUAGUGAAUUACUGUUUACAAAAUACACAUACUGUGAACAGAUAAAUUUUUGUCUUUUAUAAGGUUUGUAGACAGAAUGUUUUUUAAAGAUGGUGUUAUGUUAAAUAGUUUUAGUUUUUUAUAAAUAUAGUGACUGUUUACUAACUUUUGUUUGGUCAGAUGUGUAUCAGUGUCACUGAAGAAGAUAGGGAGAUCCCAAAUUGUUCCCCUUUUCAUUUCUCAAAAUGUUACCACUACAACAUUUUGUUUAACAGGAAUGAUGAGUUGUGAUUAUUUUGUACUUAACAAUCAUUUUUAAUCACAUAAGGAAACAUUUAAAUAUAUGUAUCCAGGAAGCAAACUAUAGCAGAAGUAUAUCUCCAUGAUUCACUGACUCUCAGAAUUCCAGGUUUAGUGUGGAAUGAAACAAUGCGGAUGACAAAUGAAGUGUUUCCUACCUUGGGAAAAAUUGGAUAUUGUUAGAAUGGGACAUUAGGACUUUUUAUGUCAUAUUAUAAUUUCAAAAUUUAGUUUCCAUAUCUUUUGGAAAACAUGGUUAUAGCAAAAACAUAGAAUAUAUGUAACCUAUUACUAUGACACCAUAAAUGUAAAAUUAGUAUGCUUGGCUGAUAACUCCAAAGAUGUUACUUAUGUUUGUUUUUAAAAUGUGCAUGUAUUUAACAAUUUUAUCCUAGUAUUGUCAUGAAAAAUAAAUAAAUAUAUUUUCUUACAUCGUA
Cavia porcellus (domestic guinea pig) is the source of this 10071-nucleotide messenger RNA. RefSeq names its product LIF receptor subunit alpha (gene Lifr). Gene Ontology annotation, molecular function: cytokine binding; oncostatin-M receptor activity; ciliary neurotrophic factor receptor binding. NCBI's taxonomy places the organism in Eukaryota, Metazoa, Chordata, Mammalia, Rodentia, Caviidae. Gene Ontology annotation, cellular component: external side of plasma membrane; signaling receptor complex; membrane. The coding region runs from base 150 to 3452 and encodes 1100 amino acids. The record is from RefSeq and is a predicted model, not a curated record. Gene Ontology annotation, biological process: cytokine-mediated signaling pathway; positive regulation of cell population proliferation. The transcript is spliced from 20 exons.